Tilletiopsis washingtonensis is the source of this 441-nucleotide messenger RNA. RefSeq lists its product as hypothetical. The record is from RefSeq and is a predicted model, not a curated record. Bases 1 to 441 code for a protein of 146 amino acids. The transcript is spliced from 2 exons. NCBI's taxonomy places the organism in Eukaryota, Fungi, Basidiomycota, Exobasidiomycetes, Entylomatales.
AUGUCCGCACAGCAGCCCGGCAGCAGCUCGGCCGCGGCGGCGGCGGCGGCGGCGGCAGACCGCGUGUGGCGCCAGACGCUGCGCGAGGAGCAGGUCAUCCACGCCGCCGCCAUCCCGCCGGCCGAGAUGAAGAACUGCUACGAGCACUUCGACACGUGGGCCGCGUGCUUCGCACUCGCACCGCAGCUGCGCGCCGUCUACCGCUACGGCACGGCACAGGACUGCAAGGCCAAGCUCGACGACUUCAAGCACUGCCUCUCGCUCAAGAAGCUCGACGAGGAGGCGCGCCGCGCCGCCUGGAUCCGCCACCGCGCCCAGCGCACGGCCGCCAUGCGCCUCGAGGGCAGCAGCGAGGAUGUGUGGGAGCUGCGCCGCGACCCGCUCGUCGCGCCCGCGCUGGCCGACCCCACCAUCCCCGGCCCGGCCGACGACGCCGCCUAG